AUGGGUUGUAUCCCCGGCUGGUUCAGCCGUCGGCGUGACGCCGCGUACGGGAUCGUCUCGACGGGGUCGAGUAUCGGGGGUGUGGUCUUCCCGAUUAUGGUGAGUCGGUUAAUGGGAAGCGUCGGGUAUGCAUGGACUAUGCACAUCGGCGCGUUUGUGAUUCUGGGGUUACUGGGGAUUGCGAAUCUGACAGCGGUGGAUGCGGGGGCGAGUGCUGCCCUGGUGCAGUAUCUUGUUGCGAUACUCAACGCGGGGAGUCUGUUGGGGCGAUUGUCCGCCGGGGUGUGUUCUGAUCUGGUCGGGGCGUAUAAUAUCUUUGUCUGUGUGGUCUUUCUGGGUGGCGUGGUAGUCCUGGGCUUGUGGAUUCCGGCCGCGGGGAAUGUGGCAAUCAUUGUCUUUGCGGUGGUGUUUGGGUUUACGACCGGGGCGUAUGUCAGUCUUGCACCGGCGCUGGUGGUAGGUAUUUCGCCGCUGGAGGAGAUCGGGUAUCGGACGGGGUUGAUGUUUCUGUUCGCGUCUAGUGGUGGACUGACGAUAAGUCCGAUCGGGGGUGCAAUCCUGCAGCGUGAUGGGACUCGUAUACCGGGAUGA
Molecule: messenger RNA, 591 nt
Organism: Aspergillus fischeri NRRL 181
Lineage: Eukaryota; Fungi; Ascomycota; Eurotiomycetes; Eurotiales; Aspergillaceae
Exons: 2
Coding region: 1-591 (196 amino acids)
Biological process (GO): transmembrane transport
Cellular component (GO): fungal-type vacuole membrane
Molecular function (GO): transmembrane transporter activity
Source: RefSeq, a predicted model, not a curated record